This is a messenger RNA of Gryllus bimaculatus (two-spotted cricket), 3306 nucleotides long. NCBI's taxonomy places the organism in Eukaryota, Metazoa, Arthropoda, Insecta, Orthoptera, Gryllidae. The record is from the annotation of a GenBank genome assembly.
UUCUAAAAGGAGUGCGACAACAAAUCGACUUAUCGAUUGUACCAAUCGAUCAAUUACUAUCGAAAAAUCGUGAAUGCUCCUUUUAGCGCUGGAAGCGCAGGCGUGUUCGCGUAUGGUGUAACUGUGCGUGAAUGAAGUGAAUUUAUGGGUGUGGAAUUUAUAUGAAAAGUAAAAAACCAUGCCUCGAAGUAAAGCUACUGAAGAGACUGAUAAGCUUACAAGAAUAGCAAUUGUGACUGCUGAUAAAUGUAAGCCCAAGCGAUGUCGCCAAGAAUGCAAAAAAUCAUGUCCUGUUGUGAGAAUGGGAAAAUUAUGUAUUGAAGUGACUCCAAAUGAUAAGAUUGCAGCGAUAUCAGAAGAACUAUGUAUUGGUUGUGGUAUUUGUGUGAAGAAAUGUCCAUUUGAAGCCAUCAAUAUAAUAAAUCUGCCUAGCAAUUUGGAGAAAGAUACAACUCACAGAUAUUCUCAGAAUUCAUUUAAGUUACAUAGACUUCCAAUUCCGAGACCUGGUGAAGUCUUAGGUCUGGUGGGUACAAAUGGAAUUGGGAAGUCCACAGCAUUGAAAAUUCUUGCUGGCAAACAAAAACCCAACUUAGGCCGCUACACUGAUCCCCCAGACUGGACAGAAAUAUUGAGCCAUUUUCGUGGUUCUGAGUUACAAAAUUACUUCACCAAAAUUCUGGAAGAUGACCUAAAGGCUCUUAUUAAACCUCAAUAUGUAGAUCAAAUUCCAAAAGCUGUAAAGGGAACUGUCCAACAGCUUUUAGAUAAGAAAGAUGAACGUAGAAAUCAGGAUGAAAUUUGCAAUCUUCUAGAUCUUAAAAAUAUUAGAAAUAGAAGUAUUGAAGCAUUAUCUGGAGGAGAAUUGCAGAGAUUUGCUUGUGCUAUGGUCUGUAUCCAGGAUGGGGAUAUUUUUAUGUUUGAUGAACCAUCUAGUUAUUUAGAUGUGAAGCAACGACUUAAUGCUGCUUUGACAAUUCGUUCUUUGAUGCAUCCUGACAAAUUUAUUAUUGUUGUGGAGCAUGACCUGUCAGUAUUGGACUAUUUAUCAGAUUUUAUAUGUUGCCUUUAUGGUGUACCAGGUGCAUAUGGUGUUGUAACUAUGCCGUUCUCUGUUCGGGAAGGCAUUAAUAUUUUCUUGGAUGGCUUUGUCCCUACUGAAAAUCUGCGUUUCCGAGAUGAAUCUCUUAUAUUUAAGGUGGCAGAAUCUGCCACAGAAGAGGAAGUGAAACGUAUGAAUCAUUAUGAAUAUCCAAAAAUGAGCAAAUCUAUGGGUAGUUUCCAUUUAACUGUACGAAAUGGUCAGUUUUCUGAUUCUGAAAUUUUGGUUCUUCUUGGUGAAAAUGGGACUGGAAAAACCACAUUUAUUAGAAUGCUUGCUGGGAAAUUAGAACCAGAUGAAGGCUUUUCAACUAUACCUCAAUUAAACAUUAGUUACAAGCCUCAAAAAAUUAGUCCCAAAUCGCAAGGCAUAGUUCGUCAGCUGCUUCAUGAGAAGAUUAGAGAUGCUUAUGUCCAUCCUCAGUUUGUUACAGAUGUUAUGAAACCUUUGAAAAUGGAUGACAUCAUGGAUCAAGAAGUACAGAAUUUAUCUGGAGGAGAACUUCAACGUGUAGCUUUGGCUUUGUGUUUAGGAAAGCCUGCCGAUGUUUACUUGAUUGAUGAGCCAUCUGCCUAUUUGGACUCUGAACAGCGUUUAGUAGCAGCAAAAGUUAUAAAAAGAUUCAUUUUGCAUGCCAAGAAGACUGGAUUUGUUGUAGAGCACGACUUCAUUAUGGCUACUUACUUAGCUGACCGUGUCAUUGUAUUCGAAGGUUCACCAUCUGUUGAUACAACAGCUCAUACACCACAAAAUCUUUUGGCUGGCAUGAAUAGGUUUUUGGAACUUUUGGGAAUAACUUUCCGACGUGAUCCCAAUAAUUUCCGACCUAGGAUAAAUAAAAAUAAUUCAGUGAAGGAUACAGAACAAAAACGUGCGGGACAAUAUUUCUUCCUUGAAGAUUAAAAUCUCGGAAUUUUAUGGUAUUUGGUAUUGAAAUACAAUCAUGUAAAAGUGUUAUAUAAAUAACACAAGAACAUCAAUAAAUUGUGAGACCUUUAAAUUUUGGUUAUUGGAACUGACACCCAUUGUUUUUAGGAUUACUUGCCUGUUUAUAGUUAAAAUAUAAUUGUAAAUAUGCGGAACAUUUAUAAAAGAAUGACAAAAAAAUUUUGAAGAAAUAUUGUGUUAAGAAAUAUAUUUUUUGUUACAUUCCUAUACAUUUAAUUUAGUUUAUUAAUGCAAAUUGAACAAAUUUGUUACUUAAAAUAUUUAAGUAUUUUUGGUUAUGUAUUAAAUGAGUUUAAAAUUUAAUGAACUUGCAUAAACUAGGCAAUUUUUAAGAUCACAAAUAAACUUUCGUCGACAGAAAAACCUUUUUUUGUCCAUCAGUAACAUUCAGAAAAUAUUGGCUGUGAAAAAACUCAUUUUUAAAAUUUUGUAUGUCUUACCGGCAAACUACCAUUUCAAUUCCUUCAAUCAUUAUUUCUAACCUGCAGAGAGAUUGAAAGAAAACUGUGAAGCCUCCAGCCGUGAGAGAGAUUUGUGUGGUUUCCUGAGGUCCCCAGAAAUCCUGGAAAAAUCCAAAAACAAUGAAUGAGUUUUAAUUUUGUCUGAAAAGCGUAAAUAUGCAAGUGUUUUUCCACCUAAGCCAAUACUGUGCAAAUCUACUGUAUACACAGUGCAUCAUUGCUUAUGGCACAAUGACUUUGUGACAGCUAGGUUCCAAAGAAGAUACUGCCCAACAUUAAAAAUUUUCCAUUCCCAUGUGUUGCAUUAUGGAACAGCAAAGUUUUUUGAUAUCGAUAUAUAAAGUACUAUUGUACUGUGUAUCCGUAUACACUACAUUAUGUUAUUACAGUAUUCUUCAAGACUGUUUCUGUUAAAAUUUUUAAUUUAUUGCAGUGAUUUAUGAGAGCAUUUUAUUUGUUCUGAAGCAAAUGUGUUUUGGAAACCAUUUUGUUGUUUUUUUGCUGCAGGCCACUAAUAUAUUUGAAAGCUUUAAUGAAGAGUAUUCACAUUCAUUCGUAAGUUCAUAAUUCUGAAUGCAUUGAUUUAAUUUAUGAAUUGUUAUGCACGAUCAAUAUAUUACAAGAUCAAUUCAAAGAAAUUAUAAUUUCAUUUGUUUACUUGAAAUAGUUAAUGCUCACAGAAGUUUUUAUCCACUGGUUUGUUUUGAAGGGGAGAGGAGUUGUUUUGUAUUUAUUUUUCUAUAUUUUGCUGAUAUGACAUCUCACUUUGUCAUUCAGUUUGGACCAUUGAAUAUU